AUGAAGAUAUGUCUACGCUAUCUCGGUGACCCUGGAUAUCAACAAGCUAUUGGUCAGGAACUUGGUGUUAGUCAAGUAACGGUAUCUCGGACUGUGGAUAGAGUUGUGAACAGCAUAGUUGCACAAUCGAACGAAUGGAUCAAGUUUCCAACUACCAACCAUGAACUGAUGGAGGCCAAGCGGAUAUGGCAAAACAUGUAUAAAUUUCCGACAGAAAUUGGUGUAAUUGAUUGUACACAUAUUGGAAUCCUGAAACCAAAUCGCCAUGGAGAUGAGUAUAUCAACCGAUGCCAGAGAGCUGUUCACAGGUGUUGA
Molecule: messenger RNA, 315 nt
Organism: Acanthoscelides obtectus
Lineage: Eukaryota; Metazoa; Arthropoda; Insecta; Coleoptera; Chrysomelidae
Source: the annotation of a GenBank genome assembly